Molecule: messenger RNA, 3153 nt
Organism: Neoarthrinium moseri
Lineage: Eukaryota; Fungi; Ascomycota; Sordariomycetes; Amphisphaeriales; Apiosporaceae
Exons: 2
Coding region: 1-3153 (1050 amino acids)
Source: RefSeq, a predicted model, not a curated record
AUGGACGGCGCGACGGCACACACACCAGACUACUAUGGCAGCAUAGUCGCGCUCGAAGGGUCGAGGGAUACCGUCUCGACCCAACUGCGACUGCUUCCAAGUAGUCCUAAGAUAUUGGUUCUACCCCCACUUCAACAUUUCAUGAAAGAGGAGGACGUGGAGUUGCCCUUUGAUGCCCGCUCGUUCAUACUCAAGAUCCAUGAGGCAUGCAGCGCCAGGGCUGAGAUGGCCCACUCGUUUUUACAAGAGUCUUCACCAGACGACAAGAGACUCGUGUUCAUGAACGGAGGCACCUCCAACGCUCAGAUGAGUUGUCUUUCGGCCAUCAGCCAACACACUACCGGUGGAGAUAUCGUGAAAGCCGAGCGCAUCUUCAAAGGGCUCGUUAGCGACGGAGUUGCGGGGCUGCACAUGCAAUGCGAUUCAAGGACGAGCCCGGGGCCAUAUCGCCAUGGCGGAAACAAACAUAAGGUUUCGGGAGAGGCAGCAGCUGGACACGGGGAUCCCGCAUCAGAGGCCAUGAAAGCUGCUGAGGCAUUGUAUCAAGAGACCGCAUCCUUGCAACCUAACAGCGACACCGACCUCGCAUCCAUCAAACACACCCGGAGCAUGAGCGUCCCUCUCCGUCGUAUCAUGGACGACGUGGAUGACGGAGCACCUUUCUAUAUCUUCGGUGCCAGCCAUGAGGAUGAUGAAGCUCAUUCCAUCGCUAGAACGUCAGGUGGCACACUUCGAGACCUCAACGUAUUGGACCUUGCGGAUUCGCGCACCCCGAGCCCUUCAUCAAUACGGCCGCGAACUGCUGCGGAGGAUCGUUGGCGAGAUCGGACCGUUGUACCAAGCUCCCCGAGCUGCACUGGAAUGCCUUAUGACCUCGCGACUCCACAGCUCGACUCGUUUGGUAGCAAGUUGAGCCUGCGUGGUGGCACAUUUGGAUCACUGCCCGGUACACCAGGGGUUUUCUAUGGAGAAGCAUACCUAGUUGACGUUCGAUCGUCACCCGCACGCAAGACACCGCAACGGCACAGGAGGAUAAGAUCGAUUGACAGGGUUUACGCAGGCGCCAUCCGAAACCAGGACAUCUCUGUGACCAGUGUGAGCCAGUCAUUGGCCUUCAUCACACAUGAAAGAAGCGUGUCUAACCCCGUCCCAAACACUCGCAAGGAGUCUGUCGAACCACUUCCACUGCGCUCUAAAUUCUACUACGAAGCCUCGAACACAGAGUCCAUGAAACCAAGUAAAACUACAGUUCGGAAGCCACCACCUACUCGGCUUGAUCUGGGCAAGUCUGCCUCGGCUCGUCGGUCUGGCAUUUACGUUGAUAAAGGUACCAACCCUGAAACACAUCUUGUAGCUAAGGGUACUUGGGCUGGUGGCUCCCGUAUUGGUAGCGGAGAGGGCUUUGGACUAGAUGCCGAUCUUCUCUUUGAGACGAUUCUACCCAUGGUCGAAGACCUCGUUAUUCAUCUCAAAGAUGAAGUUCAGGACUCCCUGCUCGAAUCUGUUAUUAAAGGGUUCAAGAAUGGUUCUUUCCCAGUGUUACCAUCUCAGUCACGCUGUGAAAGCCCCAGCAUGGUUGGAAUGAGCUUUCUGGUCACAGAUCAGUCAAUAGCAUCCCCAGCACCGUCUGACGGAAGCCAUUAUGAUCCAUUCGCAUCUCAUGAGUACUAUGCCAUCUCCCAGGCCCUAGGACCACCACAGGAAGGCAGCAACAAGCGAGGCUCGGCCAUCAUGGACGCGCCCCCAACGCCAGCACAGACGCCACCUCCAUCAACUGUUGUCGUUGAUAAGAGCUUCCACGAGUUUGCCACAACGGAUUGUAGUACGGCAGUCUGCGUCCAGAACUCACUGAGGUCAAUCCUUAAUAUCUACUUCUCCCCUGAGCAAGUAGGAUACCAUCAAUUCAACUUUCCGCUCCUACCCGAGCUCAGUAGUGUGUGGAAGCCGGUGUUCAGAGAGACUGAAGAUGGCAGCCCAAGAAGAAACCGUGGCAAGAUCGAUCUGCUUCUAGCUAUCGGAACCCAGAAAGGGGUCACCAGAGAGUUUCUAUCAGCCAUCACCAGUUCUCUUGAGAGAUUAGGUACCAAAUCGAGUGGAGCGAGGAGGAGUGGCAGGCUUGACUUGAGGUACCUCAUUGCGAAUGCCAUGCAGUCUUACACAUCGCAACCAUUGGCCAAGCAGACCAAGGAUAAUCCUUUCCACAAUCCUCUACUUCUUGCCACACUAAUUAUUCCUCAUCUGGAGAUGUACCUCGCGGCUCACAGCGGGACACGUUUCCUGCUCUUGGAGUACCCGCCCGAGCAUUUGGCAACUGUUCUCGCACUGCAGAGACUCGUAGGAGUUGAUCUGCUGAAGGUAGCUGGCAUUUUGAAUGCCGAAUCACCCGAAUUCAAGCAAAAUGCGCGGUUUCCUUCGCCGUCUAGAAGGGCCAAUCAUUCUAAUAACUCCUCCGUGUCGGAAGCGUCACAAUCUAGCUCUAAAUCAGGGGCUACUCUACUGCGGAGAACGGGUUCGAAGAUCUCUGGCGUCCCGUCUUUCUCGAAGGCGAAUUUCCUUCUGACGUCUUCUGCGAGUGACGCGGAAAUAGCCACGCUGAUCUCCACCAUCUGGAAGAUCCUGGUUGAUAUCUCGCCGUUCUACAUACCUGAAGGAAGUCCAACAGCACCAGCAUCAUCACACAGCUCUAGGACAGUAAUCAAGGAUACGAAGUUUGGCGCUUUGCCUUUUGGAGGAUCUGCCGUCGAUUAUGCCCCUUUCACCAAAGCUGCCGUCAUGAUGGGCUUCCAGUCACCCCCGGUGUCGCCAGCUUCAGACGAGAACGCCAUCACGCUGCCAUCACCAGGUACUAAGGAUACCCAAGGAGCCAAACACCAGGCAAAACCAUCGACUUCUUCAAUGGAAAGCUCGAGGACCGCGAGGGCGGGGUUGAGCCAGCGGACCAAGCUCCAGAAGCUACUAGCCCAGGAGGUAGCCGGCGAGGCCGACCGCCUGGCCGUCCGGCCUACAACCGUCGGGUCGUACUUUGACGUCUCUGAGGACGAGGAGAGCAAGUUAUAUGCCGACGAGCGCAAGUACGUGCCCAUGUACCUGAAGAAGCCCGAGGUCCGGAAGGGCAACAGUCGCAAGGCCCUGAAGUGGCUGGGCCUUGCCUGA